Columba livia (rock pigeon) is the source of this 2623-nucleotide messenger RNA. It is a transcript of the gene COPS3, whose product is annotated as COP9 signalosome subunit 3. The transcript is spliced from 12 exons. Gene Ontology annotation, biological process: ubiquitin-dependent protein catabolic process. Lineage: Eukaryota; Metazoa; Chordata; Aves; Columbiformes; Columbidae. Gene Ontology annotation, cellular component: COP9 signalosome. Bases 156 to 1427 code for a protein of 423 amino acids. The record is from RefSeq and is a predicted model, not a curated record.
CUGAUUGGCUGGCGGCGGCGGCGCCCGUAGCGGUGGCUCCUUCUCGCUUCCCCCCGCUGCUCCCGGCCCGCGCCGCCCCCCCCUUCCUCCUCCUCCGCCUCCUCCUCCCGCCGCCGCCCCGCCCGCAGCGCGCGGCCCCGCCGCCAGCCGCCAAGAUGGCGUCGGCCCUGGAGCAGUUCGUCAACAGCGUCCGGCAGCUCUCGGCCCAAGGGCAAAUGACCCAGCUUUGUGAACUGAUCAAUAAAAGCGGAGAACUGCUAGCAAAAAAUCUUUCCCAUCUGGAUACAGUGCUUGGUGCCCUGGAUGUGCAGGAACACUCGUUAGGUGUUCUUGCUGUCUUGUUUGUGAAGUUUUCUAUGCCCAGCAUCCCUGACUUCGAAACGUUAUUCUCACAGGUGCAGCUCUUUAUCAGCACUUGUAAUGGAGAACACAUUAGAUACGCAACAGACACUUUUGCUGGCCUGUGCCACCAGUUAACAAAUGCCCUUGUGGAGAGAAAACAGCCCCUGCGAGGAAUUAGCAUUCUCAGACAAGCCAUAGACAAGAUGCAGAUGAACACAAACCAGCUGACCUCAAUACACGCAGAUCUCUGCCAGCUCUGUUUGUUAGCAAAAUGCUUUAAACCUGCCCUCCCGUAUCUAGAUGUGGACAUGAUGGAUAUUUGUAAAGAGAAUGGGGCAUAUGAUGCGAAGCACUUUUUAUGUUACUACUACUAUGGUGGGAUGAUAUACACUGGGCUAAAGAACUUUGAAAGAGCACUCUACUUUUAUGAACAGGCAAUAACUACUCCAGCCAUGGCAGUCAGUCAUAUUAUGUUGGAAUCAUAUAAAAAGUAUAUCCUAGUUUCUUUGAUACUACUUGGCAAAGUUCAGCAGCUACCAAAAUACACUUCCCAGAUAGUUGGCCGAUUCAUUAAGCCCCUUAGCAAUGCUUACCAUGAAUUGGCACAAGUUUAUUCAACCAAUAAACCCUCGGAGCUUCGAAAUCUGGUGAACAAACACAGUGAAACAUUCACAAGGGAUAACAAUAUGGGGCUGGUUAAGCAAUGCUUGUCAUCUCUCUACAAAAAGAAUAUUCAGAGGCUAACCAAGACAUUUUUAACAUUGUCAUUACAAGACAUGGCAAGUCGAGUGCAGUUGUCGGGGCCACAAGAAGCAGAAAAAUAUGUCCUCCACAUGAUAGAAGAUGGUGAAAUCUUUGCAAGUAUUAAUCAGAAAGAUGGUAUGGUCUGUUUCCAUGAUAAUCCUGAAAAAUAUAACAAUCCAGCGAUGCUUCAUAACAUUGAUCAGGAGAUGCUGAAAUGUAUAGAGUUGGAUGAACGACUGAAAGCCAUGGAUCAAGAGAUCACUGUGAACCCUCAGUUUGUGCAGAAGAGUAUGGGCUCUCAAGAAGAUGACUCAGGGACCAAACCAUCCAGUUAUUCCUGAAAUUCAUGUUGCUCACCACUCCGCUUUCAAGUAAAAGCUUAUGAAAGAAUCACGCCUGGAAUAGGGCAUUGAGGAGUUCCACGAAGAGAGCAGAAAGAACUGAGCUUUGCUUUUCCACCCGGACAUUAAAAAAAUAAAAGAACACCCUCUCAGUACUGUACAAUAUCAGAAAUAUUCUCUGCAAAGAAAAAGGAAAUCUCAAAAGAAACUUAAAAGUCUGUUUUGGAUUUAUUUAUCUUCAGAUUAACAUCGUUAAUGCAUUAAAUAAUCUACCUUUUGUUUUAAAGGGUUUGAAUGUUGCUGUGUUUCUGUAGCAGUCCUUUUUUCUCUUCUGAAAAGAAAACAAGUGUUAUUCAGGGAAGAAUACAAACUAGUGUUGAUUCACUUACAAGAUAAUUAAUUCCUGGUUCAUUAUUCUGUAUUUGAAGUUGGCUCGAAGUGCAGAUUUAUCAUGUGUGUGGUGGGGGAGAGGGGUGGAGUUUAAAUAACUUCUUUACAUUAGAGUUUACAUGUGGCCAGUGUUGCUGGCUGCUCUCUCUGAAAUGAAAUAGGAACUGUGUUCUUCCCAAAAGGAUGAGCUAAUUAAGGAGUCCUUGUAAGGCAGUUUUGCUGAAAAGCAGAAGUGACUAGAGGGAAUCCUUAUGUGACAGCUAUUUAUGUUUUUAAGUUACUGGUACAAAAUAUCUUCUAAUUACAUUUGCUCUUAGAUCAAACUUAUUAGACCUAAACGAACGGAUAUUUGAAAGAUCUUGGUGUUCUGGAAGAUUCUAGAUAUGAAGUUGUUCACACCAAAAGAAAUUUAAAUUGUCGUUCUUAUACAAUUGGCAUGCAGGUAUUCAACAGGCUGAUACUUUUCUGUGGUGGAAAUGAGUGAAGACCAUGCUAUAGAUCUUUGUUUCCAGAGAAAAUAAUUCUAUAUGGAACACAGAAUUCUAUACAGCUCUCAAUAUGCAGGAUUUUAUUUGGAGACGACAUGCUUCAAUGCUAUCUGGUUUUCAAUUCACUACUUUAAACAUAAGAACUUUGUUGUUGGGUUUAAGUGCUUCACCCCUUAAAUCAAUGGGCUAUUUGAUUUUUUUUGUAGCUCUCGCGUAUCUGAAGAUUCUCACUGUCCAAACACCUUAGAAACACUUUGUCUGUACAAAUCUCCUACAACCAGGCAUAAAUAAACCUGUCAGCAAGUCAGAAUGCGAGAA